AUGCUGCAAUUUUGGAGGCAUAUGGUGACAGAUACCAGGAACAUAAUGAGGCAUGAAAAUACCAAGCAAACACAAGACCAUGCUGAAGAAGAUGAUAACAAGGGGAAUUCAGAGGUGAGGAGACAUAUGGGUGUGCUAUCAUUAAGACUCUUUUUAAUGGAACUGUGCAAGUGGUGGAAUGCAAUGCAACCUGUUUGGCAUCAAAACAAAAUCAGCAUUCUACCAUUGCCAGUGUAUGAUCAUUCACUGAAUAAGGACCUACAGAAAGGGGAUCAAAAUAGCAUAGUCACCAUCCUCAUAGGGCUCAUGUGGUGGGGACAGAGUACCCUCAAGGCCAAAAAUAGGAAAAACAGGCAGAAUAGAUGGAAAUAUGUGAUGCAACCCUAUUCUAUUCAAUCUAGACUAUCAAUAUUUAUAGACAUGGGAAUUUCUAGAAAAGGUUGGGGGCGGACCCUAUUGCAAGUGAUGCGGGAUGGACGUGAUGAUGAGCAAGGUAUUUGCUAA
This is a messenger RNA of Guyanagaster necrorhizus, 504 nucleotides long. RefSeq lists its product as uncharacterized. The record is from RefSeq and is a predicted model, not a curated record. The coding region runs from base 1 to 504 and encodes 167 amino acids. Lineage: Eukaryota; Fungi; Basidiomycota; Agaricomycetes; Agaricales; Physalacriaceae. The transcript has 6 exons.